This is a messenger RNA of Prosopis cineraria, 2488 nucleotides long. RefSeq names its product DEAD-box ATP-dependent RNA helicase 35. The record is from RefSeq and is a predicted model, not a curated record. NCBI's taxonomy places the organism in Eukaryota, Viridiplantae, Streptophyta, Magnoliopsida, Fabales, Fabaceae. Bases 494 to 2260 code for a protein of 588 amino acids. Gene Ontology annotation, cellular component: spliceosomal complex. The transcript has 2 exons. Gene Ontology annotation, molecular function: ATP binding; zinc ion binding; RNA helicase activity. Gene Ontology annotation, biological process: mRNA splicing, via spliceosome.
UUCCCUUUUCUGGCAGACACAAACGGGAAUAUGAGAUAAUUUCUUAGGCUGAGUUGUUUCUGUCCAGGCUUUCUUAAACCCUAAAGCUCUCACCGAGUCACUCUUUGCCGUCUUCGAGUUGCAGCAGAACCAGAUCCGGCGAACCCGAGGAGCUCUCAUCUGGUCAUCUUGUUCGCGUUCCUCUGCUCUGUUUCUCAAUCUCACCGUUUUCUCGUCUCACUGUUUCAGUCGUCCGACCUCUCCUCUGUUCACCUUGUCUUCGUUGAUCUCUUCAGCGUCUUCGUGCUCGACCGACCUCUCAUCUUCGCGGGUUGCAAGUCGCGACGGGGGACUCCUUUGUUCCAGAUUCUAGUUCGGGCUUCAAGACGAGUUCGAUUGCUUUCUUGCUAUUCGAGUUUCCUGAUUUCUUCCACUUCCAGCCUGUGCAUCUCGUCUGCCAUCUUCAAUCUUCCUUAACAGGAACUGCAAUUUGGAAGUCAAUUUUAUAGUAGAUAUGGAAGAAGAGGAUGACUAUGUGGAGUAUGUGCCUGUGGCCAAGCGUAGGGCCAUGGAGGCUCAGAAAAUUCUUCAGCGAAAAGGAAAAUCCUCCUCCACAAUGGAUGAUGAUUUGGAGAAAUCAAGAGUGGCAGAAGCCAAGCCAAGUCUUUUGGUUAAGGUAUCACAGUUGAAACGGGAUCAGCCUGAGAUUAGUCCGACAGAGCAGCUUGUUCAACAAGAAAAAGAGAUGAUUGAGAACUUAUCAGAUCGAAAAACUCUUAUGUCUGUUCGGGAAUUGGCUAAGGGAAUCACCUAUUCAGAGCCUUUGCCUACUGGAUGGAAGCCACCUUUACCAAUUAGAAGAAUUUCAAAAAAGGCAUGUGAUUUGAUUCGGAAGCAGUGGCAUAUAAUAGUUGAUGGUGAAGACAUCCCUCCCCCAAUUAAGAAUUUCAAGGAUAUGAGGUUUCCUGAGCCAAUUUUGAAGAAGUUGAAAGCAAAAGGGAUUGUGCAACCAACACCUAUUCAAGUACAAGGCCUUCCUGUGAUCUUAUCUGGGAGGGAUAUGAUUGGGAUUGCAUUCACAGGAUCAGGGAAAACACUAGUCUUUGUGUUGCCAAUGAUCAUGGUGGCACUGCAAGAGGAAAUUAUGAUGCCUAUUGUUCCUGGAGAAGGUCCAUUUGGUUUGAUUAUUUGCCCAUCAAGGGAACUGGCUAGACAGACUUAUGAAGUGGUUGAACAAUUCUUGAUACCUCUGAGAGAAGCUGGAUAUCCUGAGCUUAGGCCAUUGCUUUGUAUUGGUGGGGUAGAUAUGAGAUCACAGCUAGAGGUUGUGAAGAAGGGUGUUCACAUUGUUGUUGCCACCCCUGGGAGAUUAAAGGAUAUGUUAGCGAAGAAAAAAAUGAAUCUUGAUAAUUGCAGGUAUUUAACACUAGAUGAGGCUGAUAGAUUGGUAGAUUUGGGAUUUGAAGAUGACAUUAGAGAAGUGUUUGAUCACUUCAAAGCUCAAAGACAGACACUCUUAUUUUCUGCCACUAUGCCAACCAAAAUUCAGAAUUUUGCUAGAAGUGCUCUAGUGAAACCAGUCAUUGUCAAUGUGGGGCGAGCAGGGGCAGCAAAUCUUGACGUAAUCCAGGAGGUAGAGUAUGUUAAGCAAGAGGCAAAAAUUGUGUAUCUCCUUGAGUGCCUGCAAAAAACCCCACCUCCGGUUUUAAUAUUCUGUGAGAACAAGGCUGAUGUGGAUGACAUUCAUGAAUAUCUUCUCUUGAAAGGAGUGGAAGCAGUGGCUAUCCAUGGAGGCAAAGACCAAGAAGAGAGAGAGUAUGCAAUUGCAGCCUUUAAGUCUGGAAAGAAAGAUGUGUUGGUUGCAACUGAUGUUGCAUCCAAGGGAUUGGAUUUUCCUGAUAUUCAGCAUGUUAUCAACUAUGACAUGCCUGCUGAAAUUGAAAACUAUGUUCAUAGGAUUGGACGAACUGGACGAUGUGGCAAGACUGGCAUAGCAACAACGUUCAUAAACAAGAAUCAAACUGAGACAACCUUACUUGACUUGAAACAUCUGUUGCAAGAAGCAAAACAGCGCAUACCCCCAGUUUUAGCAGAGCUGAAUGAUCCGAUGGAAUAUAACGAGGAAAUCACAGAUAAAAGUGGGGUCAAGGGCUGUGCGUAUUGUGGUGGGCUUGGUCAUCGCAUUCGUGACUGCCCCAAAUUGGAACAUCAGAAGAGCAUGGCAAUUGCAAAUAACAGAAGGGAUUAUUUUGGUUCUGGCGGAUACAGGGGAGAAAUAUGAAAAAGCACCGCUUCAUUGUGUAUCAGUUUAUGUAUUAUAACGACAAAAUGAUUUUUGCAGGAUGAAAUGUAAUUAACUUUAUUUCAUGUCUUGGAUGUCCAGUAUUAUGCUCCAUUCAUCUGGAUUGAUCUUCAUCUGUUCAUGUGGUCUCGAAAGAUUCAGUGUAGUUAGAACACUCGGUUUCUGCCCCAACAGGUUCUUUUCUUAAAAUGAGUUUCUAUUGCUGCA